Messenger RNA from Onychomys torridus (southern grasshopper mouse), 4006 nucleotides. RefSeq names its product zinc finger protein 420-like. Gene Ontology annotation, biological process: regulation of DNA-templated transcription. NCBI's taxonomy places the organism in Eukaryota, Metazoa, Chordata, Mammalia, Rodentia, Cricetidae. The transcript has 7 exons. The coding region runs from base 353 to 2905 and encodes 850 amino acids. The record is from RefSeq and is a predicted model, not a curated record.
GCCGUUUCUGGGAUCCAGGCUGAAGGGACAGGAAAUUUCACCAUUCCGUGUUGGACUCGGGGAAUGGCGUGUUCCGGGACUGGUAGAGGAGGACCGGGCCGGGUACUGGGGACCUGAAACCUCCCGGAGCCGCAGUCUCCGCGCGGGCGGCCUGGGAAAGUCACAGUCACAGCGCAGUGGCGGGAACCGCAGCCCGGCGGCCCUGGAACCUCCCAGGUCAGAGGAGCUGCGGGGCUGGGACGCGGGAGGGAAGGACGGGGUGCCCGCGGAGGUGCCCAGAAGACACAGCUUCCAAAAUUCUGUUGUGGAUAUCGUUCCGUUGUCGGUGCUUUCUGAAGAAUCGCUUUCCCAUAUGCAAGUCUCACAUUGCUCAGCUGUGAAUCAGAACAAAGAGCCCUGGAUGGUGAAGAGAGAGGAGACAGUAGCAAAGGAUCCAGGUCUCACGUUGCUCAGUCUGUCCUGUCCCCGCAUGAAGCAGAACAAAGAGCCACAGAUGGGAGAGACAUUAGCAAAGGAUCCAGCAAGAAUUCUAGUUUUUGGUCCAGAGAUAGAAACUCAGAGAAGAGCAACAAGAAGAAUGAAUGCUUCUUCGGGAAAUGCUUCUCAGGUUACCUAUCUGAGAUUGACCCAGGGGUCCUAUUUGAUUCUGACAUACUUCAUAAAGAGUCUGUUAACAUUCAGAGAUGUGGCUGUGGAUCUCUCUCAGGAAGAAUGGGAAUGUCUAGAUUGUGCUCAGAGGGCAUUGUACAUGGAUGUAAUGUUGGAGAAUUACAACAAUCUAGUCUUUGUAGGUGAAAAUCAAAGAGUCCAGAAAGAACGCAAAAAUACAGAGCUUGAUAAAUCUUUUGACUCUCAACAUAAACUCACACUGAAACGAAUCAAAAGUAGAAAGAGACCACACCAAAGCUGGAAAUGUGGAAACUGCUUCAAGACAGACUCAAACCUUAGUAGAUAUUGGAGAGCUCAUAGUAGACAGAAACCUUUCAAAUGUACAAAAUGUAGUAAAUCCUUUACACAUUUGUCACAAUUCAAAGUACAUUGCGAGUUCAAUUGUGGAGAAAAAUCCUUCGAAUGUACAGACUGUGCUAAGUGCUUUUACCAGACAUCAGAAUUUAAAAGACAUUGCAGAAUACAUUCUGGAGAGAAUACUUACAAUUAUAGUGAAUGUGACAAAUCCUUUAUCAGCACAUCAUCUCUUAGAAUGCAUCAGAAAAUUUGUCCUGGAGAGAAACCUUAUGGAUGUGGUGAAUGUGAUACAUCCUGUAUCCAGAAAUUGAAUCUUGGAUCUCAUCAGAGAAACCAUACAAGAAAGACACCUUACAAAUGCAGUGAAUGUAAUAAAUCCUUUACUGAUAGAGGUGGUCUUAAUACUCAUCUGAGAAUGCAUACAGGAGAGAAGCCUUACAAAUGUAUUGAAUGUGACAAAUCCUUUACCACUUCCUCACAUCUUAGAACUCAUCAGAGAAUUCAUACAGGGGAGAAACCUUACAAAUGCAGUGAAUGUGAGAAAUCCUUUAUCAGUUCCUCAGAUCUUAGAAAACAUCAGAUAAUUCAUACAGGAGAGACACCUUACAAAUGCAGUGAAUGUGAUAAAUCCUUUAAUCACAGAGGCACUCUCACUUCUCAUCAGAGAAUGCACACAGGAGAGAAACCUUACAAAUGUAUUGGAUGUGACAAAUCUUUUACCACUGCCUCACAAUUCAGAAGUCAUAAGAGAAGUCAUACAGGAGAGAAACCUUACAAAUGUAGUGAAUGUGAGAAAUCCUUUACCUGUGGCUCAUACCUUAGAUUGCAUCAGAUAAUUCAUACAGGAGAGACACCUUAUAAAUGCAGUGAAUGUGAUAAAUCCUUUACCCAAAAAAGCACUCUUAGAACUCAUCAGAGAAUUCAUACAGGAGAGAAACCUUACAAAUGUGGUGAAUGUAUGAAAUCCUUUGUCAGUUGCUCUGAGCUUAGAAGACAUCAGAGAUUCCAUAAAGGAGACAAACCUUACAAAUGUACUGAAUGUGACAAAUCCUUUACUCUAAAAAACAGUCUUAGAACUCAUCAGAGAAUUCAUACAGGAGAGAAACCUUACAAAUGCACUGAGUGUAAUAAAUCCUUUUCUCAAACUGGCAGACUUAUUAUUCAUCAGAGAAUACAUUCAGGAGAGAAACCUUACAAAUGUAGUGAAUGUGUCAAAUUCUUUAUCAGUUGCUCAGAGCUUAAAAUUCAUCAGAGAAUUCAUACAGGAGACAAACCUCACAAAUGUACUGAAUGUGACAAAUCCUUUACUCGGAAAGACCAUCUUAGAACUCAUCAGAGAAUUCAUACAGGAGAAACACCUUACAAAUGCACUGAGUGUGAUAAAUCCUUUUCUCAUAGUGGCAGUCUUAUUACUCAUCAGAGAAUACAUACUGGAGAGAAACCUUACAAAUGUAUUAUGUGUGAUAAAUCAUUUACCACCGCCUCACAUCUUAGAACUCAUCAGAGAAUUCAUACUGGAGAGAAACCUUACAAAUGUGGUGAAUGUGUCAAAUCCUUUGUCAGUUGCUCCGAGCUUAGAACACAUUGGAGAAUUCAUACAGGAGAGAAACCUUACAAGUGUGGUGAAUGUGACAAAUCCUUUAUUACUAGCUCUGCUCUUAGAAAACAUCAGAGGAUUCAUACAAGAGAGAAACUUUACAAAUGCAGUGAAUAUGAGAAGUCCUUUACCACAAUAGCCAAUCAGAGAAUUCAUACGGAAGAAAAACUUUUGAAAUGUAUUGACUGUGACAAAUUUUUUACCACUGCUUCACAUCUUAGAAUUCAUCAGAGAAUUCAUGCAGGAGAGAAACCUUACAAAUACAGUGAAUGUGACGAAUCCUUUAUUGAUGGAGGCAACCUUAGAACUCAUCAGAAAUAUCACACAGGAGAGAAACCUUAAAAAUGUAGGGAAUGUGGCAAGUUCUUUACCACUGCUACACAUCUCAUUAUUCAUUAUAGAAUUCAUGCAGGAGAGAAACCUUACAAAUGCUGUGAAGGUUACAAAUCAUUUAUCCUAAAGGGCCAUUAUAGAAUUUAUCAGAGAAUUCAUACAGCAAAGAACCCUUACAAAUCUAAUGAAUGUGACAAAUCCUUUAGCAAGAAAGGCCAUCUUAGACGUCAGUAGAGAAUCCAUACAGGAGAGAAACCUUACCAAUUUAGUGAAUGUGACAGAUCUUUUAUCAGUUGCUCAGAUCAUAGAAAACACCAGAGAAUCCAUACAGGAGAGAAAACUCCACAUAUGUAUUGGAUGUGAAAAACCCUUUAUCAGUGCCUAUAUCUCCUUGAGGACAAUAGAGUAUUCAUACACCAGAGAAACCUUACCAAUAUAUUAAAUGCUAGAAAUCUUAGUCACAAAAUAAGACUGAGAACACAUCAAAGUAUUUAUACAGGAGAAAAUUUACCAUGUACUAUGUAUGUGAGGAAAAGCCUUUGUUGACUAUCAAUAUAAGAAAGUUAUAAAAGCUUUUCAAUAAUGUUCAAAUCUUAGAAUACAUCUGGAAUUUAUACUGAGGGAAAUUCUAAACAUGUUGCAAUGUAGGAAAUUUUCAUUAGAACUUUUUAUAUUCAUGCAACCUUAAGUUCUUCAUAAUGAAGAUAAAAAAUCGAAACCUGGAGAAUGUACUGUUGUAUAGCAUUUUCCUGAAGACUUAAGGUAUGUGUCUUAUACAGGAACUAAGUCAGAAAAUGUACACCUCAAUAGCAUUUUCCUGAAGACUUAAGGUAUGUGUCUUGUACAGGAUCUAAGUCAGAAAAUGUACACCUCAAAAAAAUCUUGAAGAAAUCCUUGAAACUGAUGGGAUUCCAAGAUAGGAUACUCUUUAACUAGUAGAUAUGCCUACAAAUGUGCAGGGUCCUCCCAAUAUUCUGUAUUUAUAUGUUGUUUCCCAUGCUUGUUUAGAAUUUCAUGAUAACAACUGUCUUUGAGUCCUGCGUGCUCCAGUAAGCAACUACUUCCUGCUGCUCCUUGUACCAACCCGAAUAAAGCUUUUUGGUUCAACAG